Molecule: messenger RNA, 630 nt
Organism: Merops nubicus (carmine bee-eater)
Lineage: Eukaryota; Metazoa; Chordata; Aves; Coraciiformes; Meropidae
Product: sorting nexin-7-like
Exons: 3
Coding region: 1-351 (116 amino acids)
Source: RefSeq, a predicted model, not a curated record
AUGAGUCAUUCUUUUUUUCUUUUCAAUAUUAAGGGUGUUUUGAAAAGGAGAGACCAAAUUCAAGGCGAGCUCGAUUCCAGAGUUGAUGCUUUAGCCAAUAAAAGGACAGAAAAGGAUCUGUUCUCAGAAGAGAUUGGGAAACUUGAAGACAAAGUCGAAUGUGCCAAUAAUGCUCUGAAAGCAGACUGGGACAGGUGGAAACAAAACAUGCAGUGUGAUAUGAGAUCAACGUUCACUAAUGUGGCUGAGAAUAAUCUCCGGUAUUAUGAAGAGUGCCUUGCUACAUGGGAGUCCUUCCUAGCAUCUCAAAGAGUGGAUCGUCACGUGGAAGAAGAUUCUGAAGACAGAUAGGCCUUGAGUAUUAUCUCUGCUCGAUCUCUGCCUUUUCCAUGCAGUUUCUCCCAGCCAAAGAACCUAUUCUUUUUUAUACGAAAUCAGAUACCUUAUUAAGUUUAACUGUUAAAAAUCAGUGAAAUGCAGGAAACCAGCUUAUUGAAAACUCAGGUAUUCUAGUCCUGAAAUACAUUUUGGAACAUGCUAUAUAUUGCUUUAAAUUGCUUAGCUGUGACUUUACAUAUUUUUAUGCGUUUGCAAAAAUUUUUUUAAUAAAUAUCGCAUAAUUUGGAUAUA